This is a messenger RNA of Tarenaya hassleriana, 932 nucleotides long. RefSeq names its product thioredoxin M4, chloroplastic-like. Gene Ontology annotation, molecular function: oxidoreductase activity, acting on a sulfur group of donors, disulfide as acceptor; protein-disulfide reductase activity. Bases 112 to 693 code for a protein of 193 amino acids. Lineage: Eukaryota; Viridiplantae; Streptophyta; Magnoliopsida; Brassicales; Cleomaceae. The transcript is spliced from 2 exons. The record is from RefSeq and is a predicted model, not a curated record. Gene Ontology annotation, cellular component: cytoplasm.
CUCCAUAACUACCAAACAAACACUUCUCCCUCUCUCUCUCUCUCUCUACCAAAAAUAUCUGAAACACCUUUACCUUUCUCUCUCUCUCUCUCUCUCUCGCUACCAGCUUCAAUGGCGUCUUUGCUCGACUCCGUCACUGUCACUCGCGUUUAUGCUUUUCCGAUCACGGCUUCCCGUUCUUCCGCUUCCGCGGUUUCGUCGGUUUCUGUACGCCGGAUGUAUCCAGCGGGGCUGCCGGGUUUCAGCGGGCUGAAGGUUCGGCGGAGUUUGUUCACUCGGCCCUUCGGCUCGGUGAGUCAGGGUCCAAGCCGCAGAUCGGAUUUCGCUCGCGGUGGACGAAUUGUCUGCGAGGCUCAGGAUACCGCCGCCGCCGUCGAAGUACCCGAAAUCUCAGACUCAGAUUGGCAAUCACUCGUGAUUGAAUCCAAGAGCCCCGUUCUAGUCGAAUUCUGGGCUCCGUGGUGUGGACCAUGCCGUAUGAUCCACCCUAUAGUUGAUCAACUGGCCAACGACUUUGCAGGUAAAUUAGAUUUCUACAAAGUUAACACUGACGAGAGCCCGAACAUUGCCAAUCGCUGCGGGAUACGGAGCAUUCCAACGGUGAUGAUAUUCAAAGGCGGCGAGAAAAAGGACAGUAUCAUAGGAGCUGUCCCGAAAGAGACGCUGGAGAAGAGCAUAGAGAAGUUCUUGUAGAUGAAAAAAGGUAUGGUCUUGUCGCCAUUGCCAUUACCUAUUUUAAACUUAACACAUGUUCCACGCCAAGGUAAGCACGAAGAAGAAGUAUAUUUAAAUGUAUACUUGAAUCGAAAUGCAUUCUUGUGUUUGUCUGUCCAUUGCGUAUAACUGUAUCUGUGCUUCCAUAGGAUGUCUAUCUAUCCACGAUGUUUGGUUUGGUUUGGUUUUGAUUAACCGAACCGAAAUGGCCACGGACA